Daldinia caldariorum is the source of this 1764-nucleotide messenger RNA. RefSeq lists its product as uncharacterized. Gene Ontology annotation, cellular component: nucleus. The transcript has 2 exons. The record is from RefSeq and is a predicted model, not a curated record. NCBI's taxonomy places the organism in Eukaryota, Fungi, Ascomycota, Sordariomycetes, Xylariales, Hypoxylaceae. The coding region runs from base 207 to 1658 and encodes 483 amino acids. Gene Ontology annotation, biological process: regulation of DNA-templated transcription. Gene Ontology annotation, molecular function: zinc ion binding; DNA-binding transcription factor activity, RNA polymerase II-specific.
GGGUGGGCGCGUGUGUACUUGCCAACUGCGCCGCUGGACGACCUUUACCCGGCAGAUACCCAAACCCUCUCGACUAACUCGGCGUCUAUCUCCAUCUACGCCGUUCUUUUCUUAGGUUUCAUAGUUUUACCUACGAACAUACAAACAGCUGCUAAAUUUGAGCUUGAUAUGCUGUAAGGAAUUAUCUAAACUCGCCUUCGAUCUCAAUGGGGAUACAAACCAGAUUAGAACUUCAUCGCCCAUCCGCCAUUCCUAAUACACCUCCUGGCCUGGUCAGCCCGAGCUCAUCAACUCCCACUCCUAGGAUUUUCGGGGAACCAGCUUGGAAUCCUCCUGCACCUAUUUCUCCUCCCAUGUCUAACUAUGAUCCAAGCACCCGAUCAGAUAUGGCUACCAGAGAUAUAGAGGAUAGUCAAACGCGAAGAGAUAUCAACAGUGCACCUCGACAGCAACUCCCGUCUUUAAGUAGUUUAUUCGGUCCUCACCAUGUCCGCUCGACACUUUCUCCUCUCCCGGAUCGACCAAGCCCGCUUCACAGUGCGCACUCUCCGUUAGAUAGGCCGCACUCGAGAAGUUCGUCUUAUUUUCCAAACCGAUCCCCUUCCUUGAGCCAGCCUCGCAGCGUCUAUGAGCCGAGGCCGGAAGUGGAGCGGCCAACGCUUCCCUCGGUUGCUUCUCAGUUUCCCGGUCCGCUGAGGUCUCCUACUCGCGAGUAUGAUCACUUGCAUCGCGCACCGCAAGCCGAGCCUGUUUCGUCUGGAAGGUGGGGCGAUUCAAGACGGGAGUACGUGUUCGAUUCCCGGCCGCCAAGUCCUCCUUUCAGACCGGUUAGCGAGCGUGUGCCACUCCCUCCCUUGGGCCAGCGAUAUGGCUAUGAAUCAAGCCCAGUAUUCAAGAGGGAAAGUCAAAUGCGUCUGGAUCCUUCAGGUCACUCACCGACUCUGGCCAGCGCAGUUGCCCCUGAAGGUGCGCCGGUAAAAGACGGAUUAGGCCCCAAGAUCUGGACGGGAACGCACUUUUUACCGCGGUUUGUGAAGCAGGCCGAGGUCCCUGGUGAAGGGUUGUGUUAUUUCUACGAUGAUGGAACUCACUGCAAGACGGUUAUCGAUGGAGAGCCGGUUAAUGCCCACUGGGGAGUCACGAAGGCUGGGAAGCCAAGAAAGCGACUUGCUAUAGCUUGCCUCACGUGCCGGGAAAAGAAGAUAAAGUGCGAUCCCGAUUAUCCUCGAUGUGUUCAAUGUGAGAAAUUCGGCAGGGUCUGCAAGUUCAAGAAUGCCCCUCGUGGUGGUCAUAAUACAUCCCCGGUGGCUUCGUCGGCUGAGCACGAAUUAUCUAGGUCACUUGGGUCACACCCAGGUGCAAUGGACUUCGGAAGACCUAGGAGCGCCUCAAGUACGUCGGUCUCACCGCGUACCACGAAGCUCAGCCAUCCAUCUCCCGAACUGCUCAAUGGCUUUUCCUCUAAGAGGAUGAGGUUUUCGCAUGAUGAUUAUCCGCGACAACCACCGCCCCCAACGAGCCGUCCUCCCCCAAUGAUGCCCAUGUCCGAUAUUAAACGGGCACCUAAUGGUAGUAUGCCGACCUGGCAACAUCAUGAUUUACCUCGCGAUAUUCUUUGUCGACCAUGGCAAACAGACUCGUAUGUAUACGCCCUCUAACCAAUCACCUCUACUACCAUUUGUCAUUGCUUUUUACCAUGCACAUGGAUGUAAUAAGCACCGUGCUACCUAUUCAGGUGGUAUUGCUCUAUUACUGCACCCAAAG